GCCGUGUGCCAAUAUAUAUUUGUGGGUAUUUUUUAGCAUUACAACAAAAAUAUGAUAAAUAUGGAAGAAAAUAAUUUUGCUAAGCUAGGGGGAUCUUUGCCUGUACCAAGUGUUCAACAACUGGCCAAAGGCUCACCGGAAAAUGUCCCGGCGCGUUACCUCAGAGAUGAUGAUCAUCUACUUCUUGUUCCUCCGAUGAUGAAAUUUGAUCAUUAUAAUAUCCCAAUCAUCAACAUGGAAAGCUUGCUUCGUGGCGAUGAAUUCGAAUUCAACAAGCUUGAUUCUGCUUGCAGAGAAUGGGGAUUUUUUCAGGUGAUAAAUCAUGGAGUGAGUGGUACACUAGUAGAGAAAGUGAAGAAGGAUACUCAAGAUUUCUUCAACCUCCCACUAGAAGAAAAGGAAAUGUUGAAACAAGUGGAUGGUGAUAUGGAUGGUUAUGGACAAGCUUUUGUUGUUUCUGAGGACCAAAAACUUGAUUGGGCUGAUAUGUUUUUCUUGACAACUCUCCCUUCUCAAUUCAGAAAACAACAUAUCUUCCCCCACCUCCCUCAACCAUUCAGAGGAACAGUGGAACUAUAUGCAGUUGAACUGAAAAAACUGGCUUUAAAGAUGAUUGAUUUUCUAGCAAAAGCAUUGAAUAUGGAUGAAGAAUACAUAAUGGAACUGUUUGAAGAAGGGAUGCAAUCAAUGAGGAUGAAUUACUAUCCGCCAUGUCCACAACCAGACAAAGUGAUAGGACUUACUCCUCAUUCAGAUGCUGUUGGCCUCACUAUUCUCCUUCAACUAAACCAAAUGGAAGGACUUCAAAUCAAGAAAGAUGGCAUGUGGAUUCCUAUUAGUCCUCUUCCUGAUGCCUUCGUUAUCAACAUUGGUGAUAUCAUGGAGAUAGUGACAAAUGGAGCCUACCGUAGCAUUGAGCACAGGGCAGUGGUUAACAGCGAAAAGGAAAGACUAUCAAUUGCAACAUUUUACAGCACAAAACUUGAUGGACGAAUUGGUCCUGCUCCGAGUAUCAUUUCUGCUGAAAAUCCAGCAAAGUUCAGAAGUAUUGGAGCUAUAGAUUAUUUCAGAGGUUUAUUUGCUCGUAAACUUGAUAAGAAAUCAUACUUAGAUGCUAUGAGAAUUGGAAAUUCUGAAAAUCCAGUAAGUUGAAACGCGACAGUAUUGGACCUAUGUAUCCUCUAAUAAUUGUGACACUAUGUAUUUUUCUUCAGAAGUUGUGUUUCAUCAACAUUCAGUUACUAGUUUGAUGUUAUAAUCCGACAAAGAGGCCAUGAUCGACA
This is a messenger RNA of Solanum tuberosum (potato), 1283 nucleotides long. RefSeq names its product protein SRG1-like. The record is from RefSeq and is a predicted model, not a curated record. The transcript has 4 exons. Lineage: Eukaryota; Viridiplantae; Streptophyta; Magnoliopsida; Solanales; Solanaceae. The coding region runs from base 52 to 1152 and encodes 366 amino acids.